AAAAUUCAGCCGGUACUUGCACGGGGACUCGCUGACCUGUAACAUACUUUGGCAGGAACUAUUUGAGCGUAAAUAACCCUUCAUUUGAAUAUGGCCGCAAAAGGCGAGGAUAGUUUGACUCAAAUUCAAAAGUACAAAGCUCUGUUGUCGGCAACACGACGCAAAGGAGGAGAAGAAAUGGCCAAGAAAUCGAAGAAGAAGAAAACAAGCAAGGAAAAUACCACAUCUUCUAUUAAAACUGCUGACAAGAAAGCGGCUGCUUCAUGCUCUGGUUUAAAUUUGACAGAGGUCACAAAGAACACGACUCUACAAGAAGCAACCAACCAAAAUAAAGAUAAAGACUCGAYKGCCAAGGGUAAAGCGAUGACAGGUCAAGCAGAAUCAACCGAGAGCUCCAGCACAUUAGAUAGCAACACCGGCAGCAAAGCUAGUYCAACAAUGUCGACCGAUAAAGACAUGAGUGCAGAGCCCGAAACUACGAGCGAAGCGGGCGACGAAAGACCAAGUAAUAACCAAAAAGAACCUGAAUUUGAAAAGUCUAAAAAAGGAAGGCUCUCAUUUAGACGAAAGAGAAAAAAGUCUUCCGUUACAAAGCCUGAAUUGGACAACUCUGCGCAAGAAGAAAAGAAAGAGAAACAAGAACCAGAAAAUCCACCCGAAAGCGAGGAGACUCCAAAAACAGCGAUGAACUCAGAUGCACAAUCUCUUGGAGACAAUUCACCUCAAAAUGAAGAAAAUGCAGAAAAUACUGCCUCGACUGAUGUCAAAGAAAAAAGAAAGGAAUCAGCUGAUAAAGAAAUAAAAGAUAAAGUCUCUCGCUCCAAGAAAUUUAAACGCUGGGCAAGUUUCUCCAACAAACAAAAGAAAGAUGGUACAGAAAGCAAAUCAACCGAAACAAAACAGAAAUUUGAUGAUCUGGAGUUAAAGAAAGUCAGCUCAGAUGACCUGAUGAAAGCUGAAGAAGAGAACAAUGCCGAGGAAWAURUCAACACCACGGGGAGUAGUGAUAGUUCACCAUUGUCCAAAGAAGAGCGCCGCAAAMGAUCUGUGAGCUUCGCCGAGACUGUCCAUUAUCACGACGAUGAACUUCUUGCUGAGCCAGAGCCKCGCAAACGAUCUUCAAGCUUCGGCGAAGAGACAACUGUUGUGCCAUUCACCGAUGUUAUUCCUGGUGCAGAGAAAAUAUCUGACCAGCCAAAAGAAACAACACAGGAAGAAUCAGAACCCGAACAACUCAACGACUCGCAAAAUGAAAACAACKCUGCAACCGAUGAUAAAGACAACACAGAAAUYGCUGACAUUGUCAUCGAAAACGCUUCGAAGGACAAGGACAAUAAAGAAGAUAAUGAGAUUGACAGUUUGAGCGACGUUGAACAAAAUGACUCCAAGACGGACGACGAAUACAUAACAGCAGGUGACGCGACUGGUGAAGAAAACGAUGAAACUCCUGACAACAAACCCAAAAAGAAAAAGAAACGAUUUCUUCGUAAAUUGUCGAGCAAAAACAUMAAGUCAAAGAAAGAAAAYAAGCCAAUCACAAAAUCAGAUAUCAGCAGCCCAYUGGAGUUACUCGAUGGUGAAACGRUACCGAAUGAGGAWGCUGGAGAACAGUCCGAACAGGAAGAAAAGUCCAAAGAAAACUCUGGCAAGAGAAAGAAGAGCGUUCUCGGCCUGAAACUACCUAAAGCUUUAAAGAAAAGAAAGUCGUCGAACGGAAGCAAAGCAAAUAUUGAAACAGYUGAGAAAGAAUCGAARAAAGAUGAAGAACUUCMACCCGARCAAAGUGAAAGUCAAUCAGAAAAGGACAACAAAGAAAACACAAACGAAAAUCCACCCGAAAAACUUGAAGCAGACCAGAAAACUACAGAUAACAUUGAAAACAACACAGACACWGACACCGCAGCGAUCAUUGAUAAAGAACAAUCAGAACCUUGUGAAACAAUAGUAUGUGAACAAAAAGGUCARAAACCUGAUGAAACACAAUCCGACAACAAAGACGGAAUAAUUCCAACCGAACAAAACACCGAGCCAGCUGCUGAAGACGAGAAAAAUUCCGAGAAAGAUCUUCAAACUGAAGAGAUGGAAGAAAUACAGMCCGUACAAUCCUCGACUCCUACAGGGAUCGCCGAAAAUCCUUCAGCGAUCAACGAAAUCGAAUCGAUAAGCGAGCAAGUUGAACACGACUCGGACAAUGAUGAGCUGAAAGAAAACCAAAACUUCGUUCCAGAAGAAAGCAACGACGAUAUUCAAGACAGCAGCCUUAGCGUAAGUGAAAUUACAUUGAUUGAGAUGGGAGACGAAAGUUCUUUGCUUGCUGUUCCAGUCGUCAAAGAAAGCGCGCCAGAACAUCAAAUCCACGAGUUGCCUUCAAUUGAAACACCRGAAGUCACGCAAGAACUUGAUGAAGUCACGCAAGAACAACAAGAAGAGUUGCCAAACGAUGCAAACUCGCAACAAACAGAACUACCGAGCUCAACUGAGGAGAAACAGACUCCAUCUGAUGAUAACAGCAAAGAUUCCUCGAAUGAAUCCGAUGCCAACCCRAAUGUCAGCCGAGGACUAUCGCCCGAGGUAUGUCACGCAUUAUGCAGUUUUGAAAUGUCCGUGAGGACCAAGGCCAUGGUWGAUUCCUACAUCCUGAUAGACCAACAGCUUGAAGUYUCUCAGGAUUUCAUGCGACAAAUGGAACUGAUGGAUAAUCGUAAAAACCGUUGUUUUGUUAUGUAAGUUAUCAUUCUUUAACUAAAUAUUUUUUAUUAGCGGCAAUUAUGCACGAAGGAAAUAUGUAUACUCAGAGUGAAAAAAAAGUUCACAAAUCGCAAGAAGGUUUUACAUAUAUCUUUGAGCACAUAAAAAGCACUUUGAUGUUAUAUUCUAUAAGAUUAUGCCAAUGUAUCGGCAUAAUCAGCUUCUAUCUAGAGUUUCUAAAUUAUAGAAAGUAAUUUAUAAAAAAGUAAAAACAUUUAAAACGUGAAAAAAUAUCUUUAUUCUGGUYAUUCAUCAUUAUCAUCAUAUUGAAUAUUUCUUAUACUGCUGUACGAUUUAUGAAAUUWUUCAAAAAUAAAAUGAUCUUAAAAAUAAA
This is a messenger RNA of Exaiptasia diaphana, 3082 nucleotides long. Its product is annotated as MATH and LRR domain-containing protein PFE0570w. The transcript is spliced from 2 exons. NCBI's taxonomy places the organism in Eukaryota, Metazoa, Cnidaria, Anthozoa, Actiniaria, Aiptasiidae. The record is from RefSeq and is a predicted model, not a curated record. Bases 91 to 2727 code for a protein of 878 amino acids.